Pocillopora verrucosa is the source of this 1131-nucleotide messenger RNA. RefSeq lists its product as uncharacterized. Lineage: Eukaryota; Metazoa; Cnidaria; Anthozoa; Scleractinia; Pocilloporidae. The record is from RefSeq and is a predicted model, not a curated record. Gene Ontology annotation, molecular function: metal ion binding; nucleic acid binding; hydrolase activity.
AAUAGCCAGAGAGACCAGACAAAAUGAAGACAACAUCCGUUUGGUGUUUUGUUUUUUCUGUCCUUGUACUGUCUAAGACUGUAUUUUCGAAAAAUAUAUCUGGAUCUGCGACUUCCCCUCAAAAGAAAAGUGUUCAACGGCCAUUUUUUGCUGGUGGUAGUCCUCCAACAGGGCUACCUGGUACUUCUCAAGGGAUCGAGAUUCAGCAGACGCUGCCUUAUGAUCCUCCAGGCACUCCACCUUAUUUUGUUUCUCUCUUUGACUCAACCACCAAUACCCCGUUUUAUUCAGCUUACAAAGUUACGCCUGCUCAGUCAACGGGCAUUGGUAAUGAAAGAAGGCCGGGUGGAACACAGUGGAGAGAAUCCCCAGGCGUUCCUGAACUCAAAACUGCUUACAGAGAAGCAAUCGAAGAAAACGGACGACGUCUAAGAGGACGAAGUCCAAACCAACAAUUGACCAAAGGCCAUUUGAAUCCCUCAGCGAUAAAUUCCUUUGACAAAAAAUUCAUGAUCGCCACCUAUACUUUUACCAAUGCAGUACCUCAGUUUGCAGCGUCGAACUUCUAUUUGACGAAGUUUGAGAAAAAAGUUGAAGACUAUGCUAAGGAAAAUUGUGGCCAGAGAGAUGGAACCCUCUACCUUUUGACCGGCAGAUCAGAAAAUGGCUUACUCAUUAGAGAGGGGAAGGCUGUUCAGGAUUCCACAAAUCAAAUUCCUAAGCCCUUUCUGACGGAUACGUUUGUGCAAGGUACAAUAAGACUUGUAACUCCUCGUUCUAUUUGGACAGCUGUUUGCUGUAUAUGGCAGGUACCAGGUGAGGAGAAAAGAGCAGAAUCCUUUGCAGUGAUGAGCAACAAUCAAGACAAAAGGUCGAAUGUUCAUCAAACAGAAAUGAGCGUACGCGAACUAGAGGAGCUCCUAGUGACACCACACGAUGCCGAAGUAAAUUUGUUCCCGGGGGAAGAGGAAUGUCGACGACCUGAGAACUAUCUACACUACGAAGAGAGUAUCGAUGAGAACAGACUGUUCAGAGUCAAGUAGAUAAGUCAAAAACCCUGAAUAACGAGAGACGUGAAGAAUUGUCCUCCUCUUUGGCAUACACGUGUUUCCAUGGUAACAAGACGUUGAA